AUGUUCAAACAAAUAUGGGCUCAAAGAUUCUAUAGUGUUGCAACCAAGUCAUCUCAGCCUACGGUAUUUGCCCUCUCUACGCCAUUUGCAAAAUCAGCAAUUGCUGUGGUUCGAAUAUCCGGCCCGGAGGCUGUUUACGUUUAUCAACAGCUAACAAAGACACAAGCACAGCCAAAACACAGAGUCGCUAGCGUACGCAAGUUAUACUCCGUCAAAGAUUCGAAGAUUCUUGAUGAAGCUCUUACCAUAUUUUUCAAACUGCCAAAAUCGUAUACCGGUUUAGAUUUACUUGAGUUUCAUUUGCAUGGAGGAACAGCAAUCAUCAAGGCGGUGCUAAAAUCUAUACGGGACCUACAUGAUCCAAAAUCCGGCAAACUAAUACGACAAGCCGAACAGGGGGAGUUCUCCCACCAAGCCUUCAUAAAUGGAAAAUACGACCUUACGGCUUUGGAAGGGAUAAGCGAAAUGAUCAAUGCCGAAACCGAGCUGCAAAGACUUGCAUCGCUAGCAUCAAUGACAGGUCAAACUAACAACAGUUUUGUCAAAUGGAGGCAGGAUAUUUUGGAGAAUGUGGCCAAUCUUACAACAUUGAUUGAUUUUGGUGAGGACCAAGAUCUCGAUGACAUCGAUUCGCUUUCUCAUGAUGUCGAGGCAAACAUUUCAAAAUUAGAAACGGAAAUUGAGGGCUAUCUUAAGAAUGUGAAAUCAUCCGAAAUUUUGCUCAAUGGAAUUCAACUUACGUUGUUGGGACCGCCAAAUGCAGGAAAGUCGUCUAUUUUAAAUACUUUAACAAACAAGGAGGCCGCUAUUGUGAGUAGUAUAGCCGGAACGACGCGAGACGUGUUGGAUAUUCCACUCGAUAUCGGCGGCUACAAGGUAGUCUUGGGUGAUACUGCAGGUAUACGAAUGUUAGAAGAUGCUGAUCAGAUUGAGCAAGAGGGCAUUAAAAGGGCCAAGGCUAAGUCCCUUUCUGCCGAUUUGAUUUUGGUAGUGCUUGAUCCCACCAAUUCGGUUCACAAUGAAGCGAUAUUUGAUUACGUUCUGGAGCUAGUCAACAAGUAUGGUAAAGAUGUGCUUGUUAUUUUGAAUAAGGAGGACUUGUUUCUGGAUGAAAGGGGUGUAAUAGUUGAACGGUACGCAGAAUUGUUGAGCGUGCCUCGCAAUUUAAUUCAUGUGGUUUCGUGCACGUCCGGGCAUGGCAUCGACCCUCUUCGUGACAUAUUAAUUGAAAAGUUUAAAGCUAUUUCACAUUUCGGCGCCCAGGAUGCAGCGAUUGUUUCCUCCAGAGUCCAAGAUAUUUUAGAAUUCGAUGUGCUAUGUGGGUUAAAAGAGUUCCACCAUUGGAAAGACCAGGGUGACGUGGUGUUGGCAACUGAGGGCUUGAGACAAUCUAUAGAAGGGAUUGGUAAGAUUACUGGUGAGGCCAUAGGUGUAGAGGAAAUAUUAGGAGUAGUAUUUUCAAACUUUUGCAUUGGUAAAUAG
Lodderomyces margitis is the source of this 1482-nucleotide messenger RNA. RefSeq lists its product as uncharacterized. The coding region runs from base 1 to 1482 and encodes 493 amino acids. The transcript has a single exon. Gene Ontology annotation, cellular component: cytoplasm; mitochondrion. The record is from RefSeq and is a predicted model, not a curated record. Gene Ontology annotation, biological process: tRNA methylation; tRNA wobble uridine modification. NCBI's taxonomy places the organism in Eukaryota, Fungi, Ascomycota, Pichiomycetes, Serinales, Debaryomycetaceae. Gene Ontology annotation, molecular function: protein binding; GTPase activity; GTP binding.